UGUCAGCCAGGCCGGGCGGAGUCGCAGUGCCACCAUCGUUACUGCUUAUUUAAUGAAGAGAUACCAGCUGGGUUUCACUGAGGCUUACCACAGACUGAAGGGUGUCAAACAGGAUGUGCAUGCUCUUCUACAAUUGGAGUUGCAGCAUGUUCCCAGGGAGCUGUUUGCCGUUGACCCCGCCCACUCCAGCUCUUCGGAAGUGUCCUAUCGCUGCAGAAAGUGCAGACGGACUCUGUUCCGUGAAUCCAGUAUCCUCAGUCACCCAGUAGGAGAAGGAGCGCCAGCCUUUGGUCACAAGAAGUCAAGUAACCUCACUGGAGAUGUCCAGUGUACGUCUUACUUCAUUGAACCAGUGCAGUGGAUGGAACAAGCUCUACUUGGAGUGAUGGAUGGACAGGUAAU
Morone saxatilis (striped sea-bass) is the source of this 402-nucleotide messenger RNA. RefSeq names its product dual specificity phosphatase 12 (gene dusp12). The record is from RefSeq and is a predicted model, not a curated record. Gene Ontology annotation, biological process: protein dephosphorylation. Gene Ontology annotation, cellular component: nucleus. The transcript is spliced from 5 exons. Lineage: Eukaryota; Metazoa; Chordata; Actinopteri; Moronidae. Gene Ontology annotation, molecular function: protein tyrosine/serine/threonine phosphatase activity. The annotation marks the transcript as partial.